Molecule: messenger RNA, 654 nt
Organism: Rosa chinensis
Lineage: Eukaryota; Viridiplantae; Streptophyta; Magnoliopsida; Rosales; Rosaceae
Product: TMV resistance protein N-like
Exons: 2
Coding region: 1-654 (217 amino acids)
Biological process (GO): signal transduction
Source: RefSeq, a predicted model, not a curated record
AUGCCUUCUUGGUCCUCUUUUUGUCGACAGAAGCAUGAUGUCUUUCUAAGUUUUAGAGGGGAGGAUACCCGCUUGAAUUUUACGGACCAUCUAUAUGCUGCAUUAAUUCAGUGCGGAAUUUCCACCUUUAGAGAUGACAAAGAUCUUGAGAAAGGCAUGUCCAUUCGCAAACAACUCGGCAAAGCAAUUGAGGGAUCAAAGGUUUGGGUUGUCAUCGUUUCACCGAACUAUGCUUCUUCAAAAUGGUGUUUGAAUGAGCUUUUGAAGAUUCUUGAAUGCAGAAAAGCAUCUAAAGUGGGAAAGAAGAACGAAACUUUGAUGAAGCCAUUUGAAGAAUAUGAAGAACAAACUCAUACUCUAUUGAAUGGAGACAAAACACAUAAGGGGAAGGCUAGUUUGAGGAACAAGGAAAACAUCACUAAUCAUAAUAAAAAGGAAAUGGGUGAGUUCAGAUUUGGCGUUAACUAUGGCGGAAAGUGGGUUGGUUCUGUUUACAUAGGUGGUGAGACAAAAGAAAUAGUGGUUUCAGAAGACAUUACUUAUAAUGAGCUUCUAGAUCAACUGUAUCAUAUUGUUGGAGUGCAUCCAAAUGAAAAUGAGAUCAAGAUCAGUACGAUCGAUAAUCAAAAUCACCGGCUUAUCCUGUGGAGAUAA